Messenger RNA from Brassicogethes aeneus, 2525 nucleotides. NCBI's taxonomy places the organism in Eukaryota, Metazoa, Arthropoda, Insecta, Coleoptera, Nitidulidae. The record is from the annotation of a GenBank genome assembly.
ACAAUUAUAUCUAAAUUAAUUAAACAAAUAUUCUUGUCGUGUUUCAAGGACAAAUAAAAAAUAAAAUCACACAUUUUUUGCUGAUACUUUAAGGCGUGUCGCGGUAUACAAUACAAAUCAAAUCUAUAAACUGUUUAUUAAACAUGUCAGAGCUACAUUUAGGAAAAGGUUCAACUCAACCGGCAAAAGUCGAGGGACUCCUCAGACUGUACUCAAUGAAAUUUUGCCCUUUUGCUCAAAGAGCUCGUUUGGUUUUGAAAGCAAAAGGCAUCGACCAUGAUAUUGUUAAUAUAAAUUUAACCGAUAAACCAGAAUGGUAUACAAACAUACAUCCUGAAGGCAAAGUACCAGCAUUAGAUAUCGGUACCAAAGUAGUAGUCGAAAGUACCGACAUCUGUGAUUAUUUGGACGAAACAUAUCCCCAGGUACCGUUGUAUUCAUCGGACCCGGAAGUCAAAAAACAAGAGAAAGAAUUAAUAAAAAAAAUUGGUGAUGUUGUGGGCGUAUUCUCGAAAUGUGUCUUCGGAACGGAAACCAAAACCCCAGAAGAAUGGCUAAAAGACAUCCUAGAUGCUCUGGAUGUGUUCGAGAAGGACUUAACCAAAAAAGGCACGGUAUUCUUCGGUGGCGACUCGCCCAACAUGGUGGACUACAUGCUGUGGCCUUGGGGCGAAAGGGCGGCCUGCGUUGCCGUUGUUCUCAAAGAAAAGUUGCCGAUCAAGGACGAUGACAUUCCGAAUUUGAGAAAAUGGCGCAAAGAGAUGCGCAAACAGCCUGUCUGCGACGCUGUUUAUAAUGGCCCCGAGAAGUUUUGGAAAUGCGUCGAGGCCAAGCUUAAAGGAGAAAAAAUCGAUUACGACAGAUCGAAUCAACCGGAAAAAAUCGAGGGACUCCUCAGAUUGUACUCGAGUAAAUUUUGCCCUUCUUCGCAAACCGUCCGAUUGGUUUUAAUAGCAAAACGCAUCGAACAUGAUAUUGUUAAUAUAAAUUUAAAAGAUAAACCAGAUUGGUAUACAAACGUACAUCCUGAAGGCAAAGUACCUGCUUUAGAUACUGGUUCGAAAAUACUUCUGAAAAGUGGCGACAUCUGUGAUUAUUUGGACAAAACAUUUCAAGAAGUACCGUUGUACUGUUCCAACCCAGAAAUCAAGAAACAGGAAAAAGAAUUAAUUCAUAAAAUUGGAGCUGUAUUUUCAGAAUGUACCUUCGGACCGGAAGAAAUCCUCGAGGCUCUGGAUGUGGACUACACGCUGUGGCCUUGGGACGUAAAGGCGUACUGCGUUGCCGUUGUCGACAAGGAAACGAAAGAAAAAGUGCUGAUGAAUUUCUUCGUCGAUCCGCAAUUUUUCGCAAUGUCGUCGUCCUUGAAUUUAAAGGUGGACGACAUGCCGAACAUGAGAAAAUGGUGGAUAGAGAUGCGCAAGCAGCCUGCUUGUGACGCCAUUUAUAUCGGCCCCGACAAGUUUUGUAAAUUUUGUAAAAAGUAUCACAUUAAGCUUGCAACUAUUGCUAUUAUGGCAAUGUUGGGGCUUCCUUAUUAAAACGUACUUAAUUAAAACUGUUUUUAUUUAUUACAUUUUAUAUCUCAUCAUACAAUGGAGGGGCUCCUAAAUGAAAUUGGGCAGCUUUGUGGUGUCUAAUUGGUUCAAUUAAUACUUUAGAAACACAUUCCUGUUUCUUCAUGUUCUCACACCAUUUGGUUAGCAUAGGAAACUUAUUGUAUGGCAGUUUUUCAUUGUAUGUCAUGGAUAAUACUUCUGCCCUUUCAAACCACGGCCAUAUCAUAAAAUCCGCAAAUUUUGGAGAAUUGCCUCCAAGAAAAUCGCUAUCCUUCAACUUAUUUUCUAGUUCUUCCAGAUGUGGCUUCAUUCCAUUCAUAUGUUCUUCAAAAGAUUUAUCAUCCUUUUUCCAUGCAGCCUUGUAAUACAGUGCAAUAAGCGGACUUACAUUGCUCACCAAGCUACUUUCAUUACUUUUGUCGACGAUAUUAGCAUACAAACUCGGUUCUGGAUAUUUUUCAUCCAGAAAAUCGCAAAUUUCCACACUCCCGCUGAUAAAAGCGCCAUCUAUGUAAAGUAUCGGAACCUCGCUCUUAGGGUUCAACUGUACCAACCAAUCGGGUUUACUUUUAAGAUUUACGUUGACGACUUUGUAAUCUAAUCCUUUGUACUCCAAAAUCAGUCUCACGCGCUGAGCAAAUGGACAGAACAGCAUAGAAAAUAGCGUUAUUUUGUCCUUGGUUAAAUCUGGAAGGAAAUCGCCUGAAAUACAAUAAUUUUAUUCUCCUGGGUUGCGUUUUUUCUUUAAUUAAAUUUUUUUAAAGGUACAAACCUGUAGCAAGAUGUUUACUUGACAUAUUGGCAAAUUAGAAAGUCGUCCUAAUUAUCCCAAAUACAGCAUAAAGAAUGUGAAAAUAUAAGUGGGGAUAUACUAAAACAUUAAUUCCUCUAUAUUUACACAAAACUACGAUUUAAAAAACUGAAUUAUCGCUAAACACUGUACUAAACAAAUGAAUUAAAUAAACC